Messenger RNA from Eremothecium cymbalariae DBVPG#7215, 2076 nucleotides. It is a transcript of the gene TFC6, whose product is annotated as transcription factor TFIIIC subunit TFC6. The transcript has a single exon. Lineage: Eukaryota; Fungi; Ascomycota; Saccharomycetes; Saccharomycetales; Saccharomycetaceae. Gene Ontology annotation, molecular function: protein binding. The record is from RefSeq and is a predicted model, not a curated record. The coding region runs from base 1 to 2076 and encodes 691 amino acids. Gene Ontology annotation, biological process: transcription by RNA polymerase III. Gene Ontology annotation, cellular component: transcription factor TFIIIC complex.
AUGCCACCUAGGAAGGUUAGGAGCAGACCUAAAAAAUGUGUUGAAAGCGCGCAAACUUCAAGUCAAGACUCAAUAAGUGGAUUCGCUCUUUUUAAUAAAGUAACAUCUGACGCGACGGCAGCUGCAGCUGCGGCAGCAGUAGUAAACGAUCUUCCAAAGAGCAAUCCGACUGAAAGUCUGCGAAAGAGGCCGCAUAGAAUGGCAUCAUUAAAGGCAGAAACAUCACUCCGCGAUGAUUUAAUGGACAUUGAUGUUGUAGCCAAAAAUGGAUUUAAACAUAGUACUAAUGGAGACAAGAACGAGGAUGACGAUAACGAUGACACGGAUUUUGUUCCAGAACAAGGUUUAAUCGAAGAGAAUAUUGUGUCAACCGGAGUGGGUAUUACCGGAGAGUAUAGUGAAGUAGGUGGUCUAGGACUGUUGGCGGAUAUGGGUAAUAAUGAUUUACUUGCCCUUCCUUCAAGAUUCGUUGUGAACGAAGGUACAGAUGGCGCAGACCAUCGCAGGGCGAACAAUAAACGGAAGGCGGGUACGAGAGUUAUCAGAGCAAUGAAGGAUCUAUCAUCGGCUAGAGAUAAACUCGAGCGCAUAUAUGGAACCAAUAGACAGAAACUAUUAGGUUUAGCUAAAUUAAAGGAAGGCUUUGAAACGCAUGUGUUCGAUUUCCCGGAAGAGUAUCUGCGGUCAUCUUCUAGAUAUUUUGUGGAAACAAUGAACAUCUUAGAAACUGCCAAGUUCAGUGAACUCAAUCCUAAGCCACAGGAAUCUGAAAUUUUAACUCAAUUGGAACUUGAUCAAUUAUUUCCAGUUUCUAAUGAACUUCCUAAGAACAUAUUGAUUUCUGGUGCGAACUUUUCCUUGUAUAGAGACCAAAAAUCUGAAUUUCCGAUAUUGCCCUGCGGUAAAAGAACCGGAUUUGUAUACAAUGUUGGAGGGCUUAUAACUGAUAUGGCUUGGCUAAGAUCAGACGACUCUGUUUAUCAGUAUUUAGCAGUGGCUGUUUCAAAUGUCGAUACUGCCAAUGAUAUGAGGUUGCGAAUGACAGGGAUAAACAAGCAUUUUUCUAUUAUUGAAAUAUACAGGCUGAAUACUGAUAGCCUAGAAUUUGUCAAAAUUCAAACAGUGGUACAUGAAUUUGGCGAAAUAUGGGAUCUAAAAUGGCACGAUGCUUUCAGUCAAACUGCCAAAGGACUGCUUGGCUUUGUAUGCCAAUUGGGUUCUAUCAAAUUUGUCGAAAUCACUUUUACUGAAGAUUAUGAGAUUCGUUUGAUUACAGAAGUAUGUCUAGAAGUGCAAAUGCAGUCUUCUCAAAUAACUUGUUUUGAUUUCCGCUCAUCUUCAACUGUCAUUUGUGGUUUUUAUAACGGAUACGUUGGGGAAUUUGUGAUUGGAAGUGCUAUUCCUAACUUCUACAAAAAGAUUCAUGAAACUUAUGUACUGUCAGUUGUCAGCGCUUACUCGCCGUACGAAGAAAACGCUAUCUUCAGUACUUCUGUGGACGGUACUAGUUAUUUAUACAGUCCAAAAGACAUCCAAACAACGAAAUGUGCAUUACCCAGAAACCGUGGUACAAAUAUCAGUCCAGUAGUCUAUGUGCCCCAAUUAUAUUCUAUUGUGCAUACUGACGGUGUAAGCUGUUUGAAAGCCUUUACUCCCAGAGCUGUUUUUGGAACGCAUCAAAUAUGUCAGCAUAAAAAUAACAUUGGAUGUAUAGGUUCAUCUAGAUUACACCCAUACGUACUUUCAGGUUCUGCAGAUGGUUCUAUUAUAUUGAAUAACCUAGUUCGGAGGAUACUACAAGGUAUAAAAGGCAAUACUGAUGUUUACAAGUUUAUUAGGCUGUGGAAAUGGGAUUAUAGUGUCACUUCUAAUAUUUACCGCUUGGAUCCUAAUUUCGAAGUCAGUAACUUUGCAAUGAAUGAAGUUUCUAACACUCGUAUUGAUCCAACCCCAAUAAAUAUUCAAUCCAUCAAAUGGAAUGAAAGCAUGAACACAGGUAAAUUCUAUGCAUUUGCUAACGCUGCAGGUUUGCUGGUCGUUGAACGAUUAGGUGAAGAUAGAUCGACUCACCUUUAA